This is a messenger RNA of Myripristis murdjan (pinecone soldierfish), 6713 nucleotides long. It is a transcript of the gene fam168a, whose product is annotated as family with sequence similarity 168 member A. The coding region runs from base 187 to 867 and encodes 226 amino acids. The transcript is spliced from 8 exons. The record is from RefSeq and is a predicted model, not a curated record. NCBI's taxonomy places the organism in Eukaryota, Metazoa, Chordata, Actinopteri, Holocentriformes, Holocentridae.
UCCCAGCGCCACUGGCCCGACAGACGCUGUAGCAGAGCGAGUCCGCAACGUUUCCAGAGCCAGCGGAGAGCACGGGACGCGACUAGAGGACGCAGCGGCGUUACACACACGGGAUCUUUUUCUUCGACCGAGUAGCUUUGAUUUGCAUAUCCACUUCCACUUCUUCCUCAUUUGCAUACAGCGAGAAUGGCGAGCGGGCAUCCCACAGACAAAUUCAGUUUCAUGUAUCAGCCAGACACGCACAAGAGUAAGAACAGGUUAUCUUCGGGUAUGAAUCCAGUCUACAGCCCCGUUCAGCCCGGGACCCCAUAUGGAAACCCUAAGAACAUGGCCUUCACAGGCUAUCCAGGAGGGUAUCCUACCACGGCUCCCACCUAUACACCCAACCUGUAUCAAACAGGCAGUCCUGGGUAUCCACCAGGAUAUACUCCAGCAGGCACCCCAUACAAAGUGCCCCCCACUCAGACAAAUGGAGCGCCCCCUCCCUAUACCCCAACCCCCACCCCAUACCCAACAGCUAUGUACCCCAUCCGCAGUGCCUACCCUCAGCAGAACCUAUACGCACAGGGAGCAUACUACACUCAGCCAGUGUAUGCGGCUCAGCCCCAUGUGAUUCACCACACCACUGUGGUGCAGCCCAACAGCAUCCCCUCCACAGCCCUGUACCCCGCACCCGUCCCUGUUCCUGCUCCCCGCAACAACGGCAUGGCUGCCAUGGGGAUGGUAGCUGGGACAACCAUGGCUAUGAGUGCAGGGACCCUGCUGACAGCACCCCAGCACGCUCCCAUUGGAGCGCACCCAGUUACUGUGCCAACCUACAGGCCCCAAGGGACACCUGGGUACAGCUACGUCCCACCCCACUGGUAGAGCCCGCCCAUCAUAUCUGGAGUCCACCAUCGUAUGCAACUGCUCAAAUCUUACAUGGGCUCCCAGUGGUUACCAUGGGAACCCGGCACCUGUCUGCAAGAACAAAACUAAAGUGCAACAGCCACUUUACUAUUAUUGUUAUUGUUAUUUUGCGACAUUCUCUAAUGUUUUUACAAAAGCUGCUUUUAUUUUUUUUUUCCUCUUUUUAUUUGCCAACCAGUCAUUACCUUAUUUUUUUAUGAUUAUUUUAUGAUGAUUUUUUUUCUUUCUCAUUUCCUUUGCUGUGUCUGUCAUUGGAACUCCAGAAGGACUCUUGACCAAUCACACGUGUCGGUUGCUCCUGUUUCCGUGUUGUGCUGGUGUGUGUGUGGUCCUGCCUGCUGCUCAGUUGGCUGGAAUCUAUUGGGCACUUCAUCAUCAUCAUUAUCAUCAUUGUUGUUGUCACCUUCAUCAGUCACUACAACAGCCAUUAUCAUACUCAACAUUGACUUAUGCUGCCAAAUUUUCUAACGACUAGAUAUCAGCACAGGGUUUUAACUUAAUUAGGAUUUUUUUUUUUUCUUUUUCAGGUCUUUUAAUUUUAAGAUUGUUCCUCCUACUACACUCAACCAAAUGACCUUGGCUUUUUUUGCCCUUUAGAUUUUCCUACCUUUUAUUUUGUUCCUCUUCAUCCUGUUUCAGUCUGUCCAUUUUUAUCCGUUCGGUUUCGGCUCAUCUUCCACAUUUAUUUAAUCUCGGUUGUCUUCCAGCUUGUGGCUGUCUGUCUGGCAGUAGUCAGCCGGUCAUACCUGUCACUCUGUCUCUGUGUGUGCUGCGUCUCUAUGGCCCGAGCACUUAUCUACCGUUAACCUGUCCUGCUUUGUGUCCUACUUUGUCCACACUAGCAUAGUACCUAGUAUGCACUAAGCACACAUCAAGUACUUCAUGCUACAUACUAUGCAGGCUAGUAUGUUGUGACACUGUCAUAUUCUUAAUCUAGCUAGAGAGCUUUCUGAGGUCGUUCUGGUCAUGUCGGCUUCUAUGUGGGUAGUGUAGGCCAAUAAAUUAUAAGACAUAAAACUAUUUAUAAUCGUGUGUCAGCAGUAUGGGUGGUCAUGCAUAUUUUCUCACACAUACACACAACCAUGCAUACACAUACACACACACAUGCACAGGGGCUCCUGUGUCAAUUGAAACACACAGAUCACUUAAUGGCACUUAUUAAUAGAUAUAAUGUUACUGAACAACACACACAACCAAACACACGCACACUUUUUCAUUAAAUGGAUUGUUGAGGUGUGCACGGCAGACGCACCCAGCAGAGGAAUUUAAAGGGAUUCUGUUGGCACUAGGAGAGAGAGUAGGACAGGACAGGGCGAGAGCAGACAGCGCUCGGUGCUAAGAGGAACAACAAGGAGGGAGGAGGAGACGUCGUCGUUGAGGCCAGGUGGAACUGAGGGCACAAGACGAGAGUGUGUGACAUCUCACCUGCAAGAGACUGCACAAACAUGCUGCUGUUUGCACUGAGCGUCUUGUACCCGCACUUCUUGCCCAACAUGACCAUAUCGUCUCCUCAUUCCUCCUCCCAUGCGAGGACUAAUAACCAAACGCUUGACCGUGACAAACUCAGCCUCAGACAAGAUUCGUCUCUCUUCCCACGGUGUGUUGGCUCUGCCUCUUCUCUUUCUGAACCGGCAAGACCAAGGCAGUAGCAUUCAGAUGCUUCUGCACCGCAGUUUUGAGAAACAAACCAUGUCAAACCAGGAGGCUGUAAUCCAUCUGCACCUGGUCGAUGGUUUGUUUUUCUCAGCGUGGAUAAAAGACAUGACAUCCUUUGAGACUGAAUUUAAGUGCAAAAUCAGAUCAAAGAGAGUCAGAUUGGUUAUAUGUGCUAAAUUGUGAGAGCUGUCGAUUUGCACAUUAUAUCCAUUGAAAUGACAGUACACUGGCUUUGUCCAAACCUAUUCAGUCGGUUUGCAUGCACACUAGUUUCUUUGUUAAGUAGGAUACUUAAUCAGUUUUCAGUUGCUGCAUGUAAACAUCAUACCCCGUUUGCAAAAUCCAGAAGAAGCUCUUAACCCACUUUUAAUGGACACCUGGAGCUGUAGGGCUACUACUCAAGACAUGUAUACAACUUAAUUCUUUCUAGAACACUUAUCCCAAAUGGGGACAUGCGGCAUUAUCUGGAACUGUGUGCACGCAAAGACCCUCUGUGUCUUGUCUUGCUUAUUAGUCCUCAACUUAAAAAAAUGGGGUGGGAGGUGGGGGGUCGAACAUGUAGGUGAGGCCUGUGGCAUUUUUCAGGAUUUAAAAAAAAAAAAGAAGAAAAAAAAAAACUCAAAUUGCAACUUCAUGAUCUGUAGAGAAUACAGAUUGGUGUAACAAAAGCAUUUACAGCGCGGGUAUGUAGAUGAAGAGGUUAGACAUUGCAAUAAAAUAAUAAGAGGGAAUGCCUCCAACUGUUACCGUACAGUCAUUAUUUUAUCUGCGUUUUGAAUUGAUUUUGAAAAAUGCUUAUUGUUGUAAUCUCUAAAUAUGGAUUAUGGGCUCUAUAUGCGGCCUCCAUUCAAUAAUUAUCACAGUUAUUGCUAAGAAGAGUAGAACAUAUCAAAAAUUUGGUUAUUGAAUAACUUUGUGAUGAAAUAUUGCACAAAAUAAGACAAAAAAAACUUGAUGACUAUAAUUUAAUGCUAAGUAACAGGUACCUAGGCUUUGUAGUGCAAGAGGGAGAAAGAAGCAAUUUAUAUUGUAAUUUAAUUAAAAAAAUAAAACAAUAAGGUUGAGUGUUUGAUGAGGUAUUCUUAGUCCAGAUGUUUGUACACUCGUAGGUUAAUUCUCAACGGAGUAUUGCAUAAUGCCGCUGUCGGAUGAAAACCUUGUAUCGUCGAGCCUUAUUUUCACAUGGACCCUCAUAUUUUAGAAACCUGGGUAUUGAAUGGGUGUUAGUGGUCUGAGGGUUAUGAAAUUUACUGAACAUAUACAGGACCUUGUACAUUUUAAUUCAAGCCAGUAAAAUUACAAAAAAAAAGGAAAAAUUGGAUUUUCUUGCGACAGCAGUGAUGCUACUUUUAAUAAGGAUUUAUUUAAUCAACCACUACUUCUGUCAGUAUUUCUCAAAUUAUUUCUUUCAAUUUUUUUUCUUUGCUGUUUUUUUUUUUUUUUUUUUUUUUAAUUUUUUUUUUUUAAAAAGAUUUCUUUCUUUUUCCCUCAGUGGUCAAUUGAGCAUAAUGGUUAUGCAUAAUAUUCAGGUGUAGUUCACUAUAGCAUUGGAUCUCUAAGUUAAAAAAAAAAAAUGCAGUAUAUUUAUAAAGCGAGUGGUACAGUAAUGUGUUUCUAGCUAAGCAUGGUUGCAUCAGUGUGGCAGCUACUGUUUGUGCUUUUAAUAUUUUUUACCUCCACUUCUGCAUCUCUGUCCUCUACAUAUCUGUCACAGAGGGGGUGGGGUAAAGUUACAAGCAAGGUCUAAAAAAUAAAUAAAUAAUAAAGGUAUGAUUUGUGGAAGGAAACAACCGCUAUCCUAAAUAACCAGAAGCAAAGCAGCUCAGUUCAUCACAAACUCUUGUCCCAGUGCUGCUCCCAUCAUUUCCAAACUUCCACAUAGUUUAAAAAAACCUUAUUGUGUGAUGAUUAUUGCCUAUAUUUCUAGAUCUUGGGCUGAGGAAGUAAAUGUUGAGUCACAGAAAAGAAAUGGAUAGAAUAGGCAAUCAUUUUUAAAUCAGAAUUGUCGAUUUGGUCAUUUUAACAUUCAGUUGACCGAAGGAGAUUAAUGUGUCUCUUUUCUAUCCGUUCGCUUUCUGUGGGUGAAUAGAUAUCGAAAUUCUUGACUUCUUGCAACCCCCACCAGCCUCAAUGCCCUGUGCCAUAUUUUCACUAAAUGUUGUUCAGUAAAUAUUAGUUUUAAUUUCCUAAGUAACUAACUGGUGAAUUCUGAGUCCUUGUUACGUCUAGCUUCCUGUGAAUCUGUGUUUUUUCUAUUGCUGUCCUGUUUCUCACAUGCUGUUAAUACAUAUUACCUGUCUCACUUUAGCUGUUUUUCUUACUGUAUCCCCUUUGUGUCUCCUCUUUCACUUGGUGCCACAGCUCCCUUCACAUGCCAUUUUGCAUCCCUUCUACCAAGCAUUUAGUUUGAUUACGCUCGGGGAUGCAAAAUGAUGUUAAAUCAUAGAAGUUACUCCAUUAUACACCCACCCCACCCCUUUUUAUUUUACCUUCCUUUCAUGUCUUUUGGGCAUCAUGUCUGUAAGUUAAAGGUCAGUUUGACCUUUGCAACCCUCUCCACCCCAUCAGAAUAGCUAUUGAAGCAAUAACGAUCAUCAGAUUGGUGUUAUUGGUAUUGAUCUAUUUUUUCGCCACACUUCAAGUUCCACUGAGCCCGUUUGAACACUAGGAGUCACCAGUAACAAAGUCUUGAAUUGGUGUGCCAAACUUUUGGCCUCUCAAGGCCAAGGCCUAAAAUGUACUAUGGUUAUUGGGCCAUGGGCCAGAAUCUACUUAAAUAUUGAUCAUUUUUUAGUGCCCCAAGGAAAUGAUAGCUCCCUGAGUUUAUAAGUUAUUUUAGAAUCACUCCUCAGACAAUAUGGUAGAUCACAUUGUGAACUCUUGGGAUCUUCAGUUGCUCAAAAAUUAUUACAAAUUUUUGAGCUGCCCUGUUUGAAGAUGACAUUUUUGUCAGGAUAUUGACAGCAAUGCCAUCUAAACCAUAAACAUGUGAGAACACAUUUUACCCGAUAUCUGGCAUAGAUAGAAAUUUCAUGCCAUGUUACAAAUUUCCCUGUGAGAGGAGGUCAAUUCAAAAUCAGGCAUUUAAAAGAGAUUUUUUUUUUUUUUUUUUUUUUUUUCCCUCUUGUUGUUUCCUCUAUGGGCUGCGGACCAAUGUGUACGAAAAUGUUUUUCUACUCAUGUGGGGACCUUCCAGAGGCCGGCCCGCACUUCAUGUUGGAUUCCAAACAGUGGAUCAAGCAAACCGGUCCCACAGAGUAGUUUGCUUUUCAGUCUAACACAGGGUGGUGAAACUACUUCCACUCUUCACUCCAUUCCUUGAAUCUCUCUUUUUUUUUCCAAUUUGCACUUAAGUGAAAGAUACAGACAAUUGAACACUGAUAUGUUUGAGAAAAAUGCAAAGUUGUCUUAAUCAUGGUCUUUAAUCAUUUCUUUCCUUCACUCUUUAUCCAUCAUUCCAUCUUUGCCAACAUUUCCAGAUGUUGAAAGGUGGCGACUUAAUAAGGAUUUUUGAGUUCUCAGUUUUUUGUUUUACUUUUUAAAACUUUUUUUUUUUUUAUCAUCAUUGUGUCUCUUCACUUUUGAGUGUGGAGAUGCAACCAGAUACAUUGACACCUCUUCACUCCCUCCCUCUCCAUCCUCCCUCUCCCCUCUGUCUUCUUUUUUGCCUUGCAGUCGUUAAGUCUUAGCAGUUUUUUUUUUCAUGAAUAUAAAUUAAAACACUACUAUCGAGUUGAAUAGUAGGCUCUUAAAUGUCUUUGAUGUUCUGCUGCAGCUUUUUAAUUUCAACUUGUCAGAGAUUUCUCUCUUCUUAGUCUAAUUUGACACUAAAUGUGAUGCAAAAAGUGGAAAUUCCUUGUCUUCCAAAAAAAAAAAAGAAAAAAAAAAGAAAAAAGUACUUGUAUCCCCCAGAUCAAGUAUUAGGAACAACCCCAUCUUUGGAAGUUUUAGUUUGGUACCCAGUUUGCACAUGCUAUGGUAUAUCUGUUACCGUAUGGUUGUGUUUCAAACUGAAGCCCAACAUCUUUUCAACAUUGAGAGAAGUGAAUUGUAUGUUAGCUAUUUGGUCCAGAGUGAAGGACCCGCGUCAGGCUUGUGAUAUGAAGUGUAAAUCUGUUUUUAAUUUUUUUUUUUAUGUUUUUUUUUUU